This is a messenger RNA of Drepanopeziza brunnea f. sp. 'multigermtubi' MB_m1, 258 nucleotides long. RefSeq lists its product as uncharacterized. Lineage: Eukaryota; Fungi; Ascomycota; Leotiomycetes; Helotiales; Drepanopezizaceae. The record is from RefSeq and is a predicted model, not a curated record.
AUGUCCGAUACCUACAAACCAACUGAGCACGGAGGCCUCAAGGAGGACGGAACCCCCGACAAGCGUGUCGGAACUGGCCAGUUCGCACAGGGCAAAGUCGACCCCGCGGAGGCAGGUGCACAGGGUGGAAAGUCCUCUGGAGGUAGCGAUACCUCGGACAGCAGUGGUGGUAAAGGCCAAUUUGCUGGCGGAAAGGUCGAUCCUGUUGAGGCUGGCCGCAAGGGUGGAAAGGCUUCUGGAGGAAGCAGCGACGAGUAG